Molecule: messenger RNA, 396 nt
Organism: Meloidogyne enterolobii
Lineage: Eukaryota; Metazoa; Nematoda; Chromadorea; Rhabditida; Meloidogynidae
Source: the annotation of a GenBank genome assembly
AUGGAAAGAGUAUUAAAUAAAUGUUGGAUGGUUAUUGGUCUUAAAGAUUAUAAUGUUGAGUGUUUUAAAUUUGCUGCAAAGUGGGAUAUGAUUGUGAAUGAAAAGGAUGAAAAAUUUAAACUUUCAACAUUUUCUUGGAAUGAUAAUGAUGUCUUUGGAUGUGGUUUAGUUUACCCCCCAACUAAUAAAAUAACAGAGGAAUUUCCUUAUAUUUUUUUUACCCAAAAUGGAAAACAAAUUGGAAAAGCUUUACUAUUAAAGGAUAAUUCUGAUUGUUACCAGCCAUAUGUUGUAUUGAAAUGUUGUUCUGUAGAAACAAACUUUGGAAAUAAUUUGGAGACAAAUCCUUUUAUUUACGAUAUUUCUAAACAUUUUAUUUUGAAAGAAUUUUAUUGA